AUGGAUAAACUUUUAGGCAGCAUUCGUCCGCUGGGCGCCGAGGUAAGGAGCAGGCCCGACGACAUCCCCGGCCUUUCCUCGUUGUCUCUGCCGGACGGGAACCACGCGCCGGCCCAUUGCAGGACGCUCUUUUCACCGGGCCCCGCUGUCGUUCACUCGCCUGUCACCAAUUUAGCUUUGGACAUGAACAAAUUGGUGGGACUCGGGAGCCAGGGUGAUACGCCGAAGAGGCGCGAGUAUGCGCGCCUGGAGAAGGCGCCCUCCUUCGCCUCGGAUGUCUCCUCUGAUGCUGGCCUCGGCAUGGAGUCCCCCAGUCCCAUCGACAUCCUGGAAAUGGAGGACGCGUUCGAGAAGGCCAUUCAGCAGUCCAGUAGAGUCGACCAGAAAAUGCCCCUCAGACGGAACAAUUCCUUACCGCUUCAGCUCCUUUGCUUCAGUCCGUCCCUGAAGGGGUCCCAAACGGAGGCUAAUCGCUACGGAAUAUUUGGCCAGCAGCCCGGCGGUGAGGCUGCGUCCCCGACUCAAUGGGACAACAAGGAAAACAUCUCCAAGGAGUGCUUUGAGUUCAAGAAGCCCAUCAAGCCGGCGUCCCGGCCCCGAAUGCGCUCCUUCGUUUCCUCCAGAGACGCUUUCGCCCAGCGCCCAGGCUCAGCGCCUGCCCUCAUGGUACGUCCAUCUGACUGCCAUGAUUCUGAUCCCAGUCCGCCGUUCCCGAGACUUUCUUCCCUGGCAUCCUCGCCCGACGAAGACGACGGCUUCCUUGAAGCGCUGGAUGACGACUCCAAGAAUACGGCCGAUGUGCCCCGAGGGAUGGCAGACUUGCUCACGGCGCCCCUAGUAGCCGACGGCUUCGGAGAGGACUCACCCGUGAUCCGCUGGCGGCCGCGCAGCCUCUUCCGCUCGCCGUCCGCACCUGGUCCGAGUACGUCUCGAGCCUGCGCCAAACGUCCCGACUGCCCGGACGACGACAACAUGCCCAUGCAGAUCAAGCGGCGCCGGAGCCUGUCAGGUUCCCGAGCGGAGGCGGACGACGCGGCAAUCGUCGACUCCCCCGCGACAACUCGCUCGCCGCUGCAGAGGUCCAAAUCCUUUUGUCAGUCGGAGAUUGACAGAGUUCUGGAGAGGAACGACGAAACCCCGGAUCUUAUCGGAGACUUUACCAAACCUUACGCACUGCCGACGGUGGACGGAAAACAUCAGGACCUCAAAUACGUCACGCCGGAAACGGUUGCGGCCGUCAUGAAGGGCGACUUCAGUCGCGUGGUGGAGCAACUCGUCAUCAUUGACUGCCGCUACCCUUACGAGUACAAUGGGGGGCACAUCAAGGGUGCAGUGAAUCUUUACCUGGAAGACGACGUUCAGGACUUCUUGUUGCGGACGCCGUUGGCGGCGCGGCCGGAGAAACGCGUCAUUGUGUUGUUUCACUGCGAGUUCUCGUCGGAGCGCGGGCCACGCAUGUGCCGCUUCGUGCGCCAGAAGGACCGCUCCCUCAACGACUACCCCAAACUCCACUACCCCGAACUCUACGUGCUAAAAGGAGGCUACAAGGAGUUCUUCCCCCUCUUCCAGACACAAUGCGAGCCAGAGUCGUACCGUCCCAUGAUGGACGAGGACUUCCGCGAGGACCUGAGGAAAUUCCGUCUGAAGAGUCGCUCCUGGGCCGGCGAGCGCAGCAAGCGGGACAUGUACAGCCGCCUCAAGAAGCUGUGA
Nerophis lumbriciformis (worm pipefish) is the source of this 1710-nucleotide messenger RNA. NCBI's taxonomy places the organism in Eukaryota, Metazoa, Chordata, Actinopteri, Syngnathiformes, Syngnathidae. The record is from RefSeq and is a predicted model, not a curated record.